Molecule: messenger RNA, 708 nt
Organism: Melampsora larici-populina 98AG31
Lineage: Eukaryota; Fungi; Basidiomycota; Pucciniomycetes; Pucciniales; Melampsoraceae
Exons: 4
Coding region: 1-708 (235 amino acids)
Source: RefSeq, a predicted model, not a curated record
AUGGCUCAGAAUGUUCCAAAGCUACCACGUUUUUUUGAAUCAGUAUCCUCAAAUCCGGCUGUACCACUCUAUAAGUGCAAUGCAUGUCAGAGCCGAAAUAUAGUCAAUUAUGAACGACAUUCCAAUUCUGAACCACAUAAAAUAAAUGUCGAGAGAUUGUUGGCCAAAGAGGCUGAUAAUGAAGAACUACUUGCUCCACUUUCACACGCGCCAGCUCUAUCUCCUUCAAACAACCAAUGGCCUGAAGAUGCUAUGGAAACGGAUGACGAAUCAGAUCACCUUGGCGAUUCAAUUUUAGAUGUCUUAGAACUUUUAGGACCAAUCCUGUCCGAUGAUGACAAUUCUUCAAACUCUGGGUCCGAAACUGAACAAAGACAGUUAUUAUUUCAAGCGCUCGAGAUGUUGGAUCAAGAAGACUUGGGCGAAGAAGAAGAUGAUGCUGUUUACGAAGCAAUGCUUGAUUCUGAGUUAGCUGAAGCAAAGAAAGAAGAGAGUAAAGACUAUCUAAGCUGUACAGCUUUACGUUCUGAACCAAGAUUAAAAUAUAGAUCAAAGAUACCAGCAAUAUUGGUCAAGUUCAAUCAAUUUGGAAACCGGCAGACCAAUCAGCUUCAAGAAGUUUGUUCUUGGUCAAAAAGUAAAGUUUUACAACAGCUGGAUCAAGUCGAGGCCAGCGGGCUUUCAAAUGGCCUCGACCGGGGCAAAUAA